Phyllotreta striolata is the source of this 1202-nucleotide messenger RNA. NCBI's taxonomy places the organism in Eukaryota, Metazoa, Arthropoda, Insecta, Coleoptera, Chrysomelidae. The record is from the annotation of a GenBank genome assembly.
GUUGAUUUCGAUGGAUUUGAAUUGAUUUUGUAACAAUAAUUUUUAAAAUUUUGGCCACAAAAAUGAUUCAAAAUUUCGUGUCGCUUAUCAGCUCGUUUAGACAUCGACGCGAUUUCGUAACUUUAGAAUCGAAUUGAUCGUUGAUCAACUUUAUCUCGAAUGUAUGGGAAAACAAGUUGAUAAAUGUCGAGGCCAGGCGUCGCAAUUAGCAGGAAAAAAAUCGUAAUUACAAGCCGAAUCCAGUUUCUUACGUAAAAUCGAACGGUGAUGAUAAUAAACGCAGUCAAAACCGUUCGAAAUCGAGCGAUAAACGUCGUCGUCGCCCGAAAUGUCCGAUAAACGGGAGGCGGCGCUGGUGGUGGUGGGAAUAAGCGGGGUAACCUGCGGGGGCAAAACAACGACGGCCCAAAAGUUGCAUAAGAUCUUUCCGAAUUGCAAGAUAAUCACGCAGGACGAUUAUUACCUGGACGACGACGACCCCAGGCACACAUGGAUACCCGAAUUGAACCACGCUAAUUACGAUAUCCUCACCAGCUUAGACAUGAGCAAAAUGCACCAAGAUGUUUUGAAUAUUUUAAACAACGAAUCACUCGUUAGAAUUAACCACAACAACUACAAGAAAAGCGAAGAAAACAUCACUAACAUUUCUCGUAAACUUCGCACGGCCAAUUUGAAAUUGCUGCUCAUCGAAGGAUUCUCGAUUUUCAACUACGAGCCCCUGUUGCCCGUGUUCGAUUUAAAGUACUACUUCACUUUGAACAAGGAGGAGUGCUUCGAUCGCAGGAAAGGGCGAGUGUACGAUCCCCCGGACGUGCCGGGGUACUUCGAGCGGUGCGCCUGGCCCGAGCACUUGCAGCAAUUGAAAGAGGUCGAGAGCAAAGUCGACAACGUUCGAUAUUUCAGCGGGACCGCGGAUCCCGAGCAGGUAUUAGAGACGAUUGUGAAGGAUAUAUACGCUCUGUACGACCAAAGUUAGCAUUUCGUAAACUAGUUACAUUUAUUGUUGAUUAAAGUACAAAUUUAUUUUUAAUAUUCGCCUCUCGACGAGGCGCGUUUUUUGUGGUAAUACACUCGAAUUGGGUUAGAAUUUAAAAUCUGUUGGGUUAUUUUAUGUAACAAUAUUGUAGAGAUUUCGAUUGACGUCAUUUGAAGUUUUGAAAACAAUCGGAAUUGUGGUAAAUAAAAACUGGCAAGGAAAAUAA